AUGAACGCCAGAGCUAUUAUUUACUCCUUCUCCCACAAGCCCCACAUCCCGCCCACCGAUAUUUCGGCCCCCAAGAGAAGUUUCGGUCCCGAUUCCAGACCCCAAACCCCGUUUCGGUUUCGGGUACAGAUUCAGAACCGGGAACACUACUGGGUUCUUCGGGUUUCGGGCAGGGACUCUGGUGGUGGUAGGAGGAGAGGUGGGAAGUUGUUUGCGGAUGUUAAAUCGGAGGCGUACGAUAUAUCGGAAUCGGUGGAUAAGUUUGAGAAGGGGCUGAACGAUGUCCCUUCGGGAAAGGAGGAGGAAUUGGAAGAGGAGCCUUUGGCUGUGGCUGAGGCUUCGUGGUUAGAACAGUUCCCGAAACGAUGGGUCAUCGUCGUUUUGUGUUUUUCGGCUUUCCUUCUUUGCAACAUGGACAGAGUAAAUAUGAGCAUUGCCAUACUUCCCAUGUCAGCAGAGUACAAUUGGAACCCAGGAACUGUGGGUUUGAUACAGUCUUCUUUUUUCUGGGGCUACCUCCUCACUCAGAUUGCUGGUGGCAUUUGGGCAGACACAGUAGGUGGGAAGCAGGUCUUGGCAUUUGGAGUCAUUUGGUGGUCCAUUGCCACUAUUCUCACUCCUGUUGCUGCUAAAGUCGGAUUGCCUUUCCUACUUGUUGUUCGUGCUUUCAUGGGGAUUGGUGAGGGUGUUGCUAUGCCUGCAAUGAAUAAUAUUCUGUCAAAAUGGAUUCCUGUAGCAGAGAGAAGUAGAUCUUUGGCUCUGGUUUACAGUGGGAUGUACCUUGGAUCAGUGACUGGCUUGGCCUUUUCACCAUUUCUAAUACAUCAAUUUGGAUGGCCAUCAGUUUUUUACUCCUUUGGUUCUCUUGGGACUGUCUGGUUUGCUGUAUGGAUAAGCAAGGCACACAGUUCACCUCUUGAGGAUCCUGAGCUUCGACCUGCAGAGAAGAAGCUAAUUCUUGCCAGCAGUGUUUCCAAGGAGCCUGUUAAAGAGAUCCCUUGGAAAUUAAUUUUGUCAAAAGCACCUGUUUGGGCCCUGAUAGUGUCUCACUUCUGUCAUAAUUGGGGAACGUUUAUUCUUCUUACAUGGAUGCCUACAUACUAUAACCAAAAUCAGGGCUUUUCUGCGUCCUGCCCUGGCUUACAAUGGCAUUUUCUGCAAACCUUGGGGGGGUGGAUUGCAGACACACUUGUGAGCAAGGGUUUCUCGGUGACGAGGGUUCGUAAGAUUAUGCAAACAAUUGGGUUUCUUGGACCUGCUUUCUUCCUCACUCAGUUGAGCCAUAUUAAUUCUCCUGCAAUGGCUGUUCUAUGUAUGGCAUGCAGUCAGGGUGUCUUGCUUGGUCUGUCCAAUACUGCAGGAGUGCUCGCCGGCGUCUUUGGAACGGCAUCGACUGGCUACAUCUUACAACAUGGUUCUUGGGAUGACGUAUUCAAGGUCUCAGUAGGCCUUUAUCUGUUUGGAACUGUUGUCUGGAAUCUUUUCUCCACCGGUGAGAAGAUCAUAGAAUAA
This is a messenger RNA of Prunus armeniaca (apricot), 1512 nucleotides long. The record is from the annotation of a GenBank genome assembly. Lineage: Eukaryota; Viridiplantae; Streptophyta; Magnoliopsida; Rosales; Rosaceae.